Messenger RNA from Clarias gariepinus (North African catfish), 2166 nucleotides. RefSeq names its product testis expressed 264, ER-phagy receptor a (gene tex264a). Gene Ontology annotation, biological process: protein-DNA covalent cross-linking repair; reticulophagy. The transcript is spliced from 4 exons. The record is from RefSeq and is a predicted model, not a curated record. Gene Ontology annotation, cellular component: endoplasmic reticulum membrane; replication fork; autophagosome membrane. Bases 294 to 1265 code for a protein of 323 amino acids. NCBI's taxonomy places the organism in Eukaryota, Metazoa, Chordata, Actinopteri, Siluriformes, Clariidae.
CGGGCAAAAUCUCAAACAGCUCGGUCUCUGCUUUAAAUUAGUGCGCUUUAAGGAGCGACGGAGUGGCGUAUACACCCUAACUAGUGCACUUUACUAAAAACAAGUUUAUCAGUUUGGGAUUUAACCUACAUUUUGCUGGGGAAACAUCGCCGAAGGGUUUAACAACACAGCAGGACUUAAUAAUAAUAAUAAUAGUAAUAAUACCAACAAUAUAAGCUGACCUGUCAGUGCUGAGUGAUCAGCUGUUCAGGAACAUAUCGGUGAUAACCAAGGCAUUUCUCUGAACAGACACCAUGUCUGACUUUGUGAUUUUAUCCUUGAUCUUGUUUUUGGUCGUGUGUCUCAUCCUGACUCUUGCUGGCUUCGUGUAUUACUCGGGACUGCUGUCUGAGGUCGUUGUCCGGACAGGAUCCCCCCCGGUCAGAAAGAUAAGAGUGGCGUACAAGUUUAAGAAGGGAUCGUAUAAGGAGCGAGGAGCCGCCUUCACCGAGAGCUGCAGCAUCGCCCCUCAGCUCUGCUCCAUUGCUCUGUACUAUGACAACCCCAACCAGACUGAAGCCGAUUGUUGCCGCUAUGCAGUGGGGAGCAUUCUGAGCCAGGCUGAAGAAAAACCUGAUGAAGAGUUGCAACGUGUGUAUGAAAAGUUUGGAUUUCAGGUCAUCUCUUUCCCAGAGGUCUCCUGCGCCGUGACUUCCUCUUUUCCUAACCAUUGCAUGCUGUCCCCCAUCUGCGGGGCGUACAGAGUCUUCCCUGAGCUCCACAGCUACAUCGCAGAAAGAGGCCUGAAUGCGUACCCACUCAUUGAGAUCUGUAAAGGGGACCUAAUCCAUUACAUGUGCCCACUAGAGAACCAGGAAGGCUUUUUUGUGCCUGAACUCCUCGAGAAGCAAACGGAGAGAGAAGAAGAAACGGAGCACAAGAACGGAGAACAAGAGAAAGAUGCUGAAGAGACACACACAGGUGAAGGCUGCACAUCUGAGAGUGGUGUAGAGGUGGUGGAGGCAGACAAUGAGGGCAGCGAGAUGGGGGAGAGCUCCUCGCCUGCGGUGCAGCAGAGCCCGCCACUGGAUGAGAGAGAUUCUCAGACAGAGGAAGGAGACCAGGGGGCCAAGGGCUCCAGUGAGUCUCUAGGAAGUGGUUCAUCCUUUGAAGAACUGGACAUGGACAUAGAAGAAGAGGACAAGGAAAGGGAAGGUGUCAAGGAAGAUCAUUUGGAAGACAAUGAGAAAAGACAGGAUAAUGAAGAGGAGGGUAUUGAGGGGUAGAUGAGUGAGUGUGUGUGUGUGUGUGUGCGUGUAUGAGUGUGUGUGUGUGUGUGUGCGCGCGUGGUGCGUGAGUGCAUGCAUGCGUGAAUUAGUUACAAAAAACAAUCUUGUUUUCUUGGCAUUUCGCGAUGCUUCGUAGUUGCCUAGGCAAAGUCUUAACAUAUGUAAGCAGAGAAUUCAUGAAUGUGACAGUUUUAAUAAACUUGUCAGUCUUAUUGUAGGUCACAUCAUCCUUAUGAAUAAAAACGGCAUUUCUCCAGCACACUGAAUCAUGUCCAAUAUCUCAUAAAAUAUCUCAUAAAAGUUGCCAGAUAUUUGAAAAAAACAAACAAACCUGCUGAUUUCUUUUUAAUGAAGAGUGAAAACACCUGUUUCAGCAUCCAUGAGGAAAUACACAAACUGUAAAUGAAAUGUCACCAGUAAUGUAUCUCUUUACAGUGUAAUCAAAGCUACUGAAUGGUUUUAUUUAUAAAAGUGGACAAAUGUAAAGAGAAUCAAUAACUCAUAUAUGGAACUUUAAAUAAUAAUUCUAAUUCAUGUAACCAAACAAAUCUGUAUUUUUAGAGCAAAUGAUACUGUUUGUAGACAAUGAUGUAAGGUUUGAAUACACAAUGAUAAGUUAUCUGCUGUUCUGUUAUUUUCAAAUUAUGUAUUUCUGUCCUUUUAUAAUGGUGUUAAAGGGAGGUAAAUGUUAAUUAUGUGUGUGUGUGUGUUUGUGUGUGUGUGUGUGUGUGUGUGUGUGUGUCACUCUGACUGUUAACUUCAUUAUAACUAGUUAUCGCUUCAAAAAAAAAAAUCAGACCCAUCCUUAAUGCAUGUGCCAUUUGUGUUUGUUAUUAACAUCCUCCAAAUGAACUAUGGACAAACUAAAGAUCGAAAUAAAAUAAUAAUCUAGUCUCUA